UUUGAGGUAGGCCUGCCUGUUCACGACAAACAUACAAACACAUCGUACAAACUUGAGUGAUGGAACAUAACCAACGCCACGGGUGGCACAUGGCUUUAUCUUUGAAGAAAAGUAAGACCGAUCGUGGUCUGUAUGUUCACUUCUGUCCAAUCGCCUGUUGGUUUGCUAUAUGUUUAAGGGUGACUGGUUGACCUGCCAAUACCCACAAGAAAUUAAAUAAACACAAGCCUUCGGCUGAAUUUAGACGUGUUUGUGUACGUCAAAAUCUAUUUGGCCUGUUCGUGGAUAUUUUGGGUCGACUGUAGGCUAGUGUACAUGCCAGAAUCCCAAGUUUCAGUUUCCAUAUUUGCGAGAUUGCAUCAAGUAGAACAACGGUUGAAGACACGGAGGCCACUUUAGUUCAUUCCUUUGUAAAGGUCCGAUUAAGCAAUCGCAUGAAUAAUGAAUAACUUCAAAAAGCAUAGCCUAGAAAGCUGAACAUGAGCGUUGUGGCGAAGAACAGGCCACCUACCAUAUGCAAACUUUAGAGAUGAUCCCUCCCCCCAGUUCAAUGUUCUGGGAGAUCUCGCAGAGCACACUGUAGAUCUUCACCUCCUCCCUGACACCCAAAUAGACUUCGGAGUCGUGUGGCUUAACGGCGAGGAAUUGUAAACUGUUGUGUUCUCAUAGUCAAGAGGAUUCUCCAUCCUGACAUCAAGGACUGUCGAAAGGAACAUUAUGGAGAACUAAAAUGGAAUUAUGACCAACUGAUAAGUCUUUUAACGCAGAGUGAGGCUGUCUGUCGAUAGAUGACUGGCCUCCCGCCAUGGGCAUGCAGGAUGUGUGGGAGGCGGAGGGCCAGCAGGUCACCGUGGACUUCCUCCUGCCCACCGGCAUCUAUCUCAGGUUGGACGUGUCGCGCAAUGACACCAUCUCUACCAUCAAGAAGAUGCUGUGGCGUAACGCGCAGAGCGAGCCCCUCUAUGGCGCGCUUGGUGACCCCGAUGCAUACGUGUUCACCUGCAUCAACAUAACAGCGGAACGGGAGGACCUGGAGGAUGAGCAGCGGCGGUUGGGCGAAGUGCGGCCCUUCUUGCCCAUCCUGCGGCUGGUGGCCCGGGAGGGGGACCGUGUGGAGAAGCUCAUCAACGCCCAGAUCAGCCUCCUCCUUGGCAAAGGUAUGCAUGAGUUCGAGGCGCAGAAGAACCACGAAGUGAACGAGUUCCGCACCAAGAUGCGCACGUUCUGCGAGGAGCGCGCCCAGGAGCGCCAGCGUCUGCCGUGGCACGAGUGGAUGGAGUACAGCUUCCCCUGCGACCUGGAGCCCUGCCCUACUAUGUCACACAGUGGGAAGUUACGCAACAUCAAGAAGAUCUUUGUCAAUGUGAAGUUUGAAGCCAGUGAGGAGAGCUUCAUGCUCCAGGUGGAGCCCCAGGACGUGCCGGGUACGCUGAUCGGCAAGGCCCUGAGGAAGAAGGCCACAGUCUUCCGGCCGUCCAGCAAGGAGAAGCCAGAGGACUACACCCUGCAGAUCCACGGGAGGUGGGAGUUCGUCUACGGGAAGUACCCUCUCUGUCAGUUCAAGUAUAUUUUCUCGAGUCUGCACGGCGGCCAGACUCCGUUUUUAAUCAUGGUUCAUCGCUCUACCAUCAGCAAGUAUCAGGAAGAUCAGAGCUGCUUGAGCAACCAAGUCUCUAAGGGACGGUCCUCGUCCAAACCUCCCCCACUGCCCCUCAAGAAGCAAAAUACCUCCUCCCUGCGGUCCAUCCAGGAGCCCUUCUACAUCCAGCUUCUGCAGGGCAGCCGAGUCAAUGCAGACGAAGGCAUGAAGCUCGUGGUCCAGGCUGGUCUGUUCCACGGGAGUGAGGUGCUGUGUAAGGUGGUGACCAGCAGCGAGGUGAACGUCUGCUCGGAACCGGUGUGGGACCAGAAGCUAGUGUUCGACAUCAACGUGGGGGACCUGCCCCGCAUGACCCGCCUCUGCUUCGCCCUCUACGCUGUCGUCGCCACCACCAAGAAGCCCCGCUCUACCAAGAAGAAGAGCAAGCGAGCAGACUGUCCUUUGGCAUGGGUCAACACCAUGGUCUUCGACUAUAAGGACCAGCUGAAGACCGGGGAGGCGUCUUUGUCCACGUGGCCAUCAGUCCCAGAUGAUAAGGGCGACCUCCUGAACCCCAUGGGCACUGUGGAGAAGAACCCCAACAUCGACAGCACCGCCUGUCUAUUCAUCCGCUUCCCCAUCAUCCGACCGCACCCUCUCUGCUACCCCCCUCUCGACAAGAUAAGUGGGCUGGAGAUAAAUGGAGAGAAGGCCGCUGCCACAAAGGAGGAGCAUUCGAAGCUGAAGGUGAUCAUGGACAACAAGAACUACACGGAGAUCUUCGAGGACGAGAAGGAGCUGCUGUGGAAGAUGCGAGGGGAGGUGCGUGAGCGCUACCCUGACAGCCUCUCUAAGCUCCUGCUGGUCACCAAGUGGAACAAGCACGAGGAUGUGGCUCAGAUUGUAAGUCUGCUGCGGAACUGGCCCGACCUGCCAGCCAUUCACGCUCUGGAGCUGCUCGACUACUGCUUCCCUGACCCGCACGUACGCUCCUUCACUAUUCGCUGCCUGAGGAAACUGCGUGAUGACGAACUCUUCCAGUACCUACUCCAGCUCGUCCAGGUCUUGAAGUAUGAGUCUUACCUCGAUUGCGACCUGGCCAGGUUCCUUCUCGAGAGAGCCCUGUCUAAUAAGAGGAUAGGGCACUUCCUCUUCUGGCACCUCAGGUCUGAAAUGCAUGUGUCCUCGGUCAGUCUGCGGUUUGGCCUCAUCCUUGAGGCAUACUGUCGAGGAAGCAUCUAUCACAUGAAGAGCCUGGUGAAACAAAAUGAAGCUCUGAAUAAAAUGAAAGCCCUGAACGACUUUGUGAAGUCGGGUUCUCAGAAGGCUUCACGUGCACAGACAACGGAGGACAUGAAGUUGUGCAUCAAACAGGAUGCCUACAUGGAGGCACUGUCUGACCUGCUGUCGCCACUCAAACCCAGCAUCAUCCUCUCAGAGAUCUGCGCAGACCGGUGCAAGUUCAUGGACUCUAAAAUGAAGCCCCUUUGGCUGAUGUACAAGAAUAAGUGGAUGCAGUCUGACACUGUGGGACUCAUUUUUAAGAAUGGAGACGACCUACGCCAGGAUAUGCUGACCCUCCAGAUGAUUCAGCUGAUGGACGUUUUGUGGAAGAAGGAGGGGUUGAACCUGAGGAUGGUCCCCUAUGGAUGCCUCUCCACGGGCAACAAGACGGGCCUGAUCGAGGUGGUGAAGAACUCGGACACCAUUGCUAACAUCCAGCGCAACAACAGCAACAGCGCCGCCACGGCCGCCUUCAACAAAGACGCCCUGCUCAACUGGCUCAAGUCCAAGAACCCAGGGGACAAACUUGAUGAAGCCAUUGAGGAGUUUACACUGUCCUGUGCUGGUUACUGUGUAGCUACCUAUGUCUUGGGCAUUGGAGACCGCCACAGUGACAAUAUCAUGAUAAGGGAAACGGGGCAGCUGUUCCACAUUGACUUUGGGCAUUUUCUGGGGAACUUCAAGACCAAAUUCGGGAUCAACAGGGAACGUGUGCCUUUCAUCCUGACGUAUGACUUUGUCCAUGUGAUUCAAGAGGGAAAGACCAGUAACAGCGAGAAAUUUGAAAGGUUUCGGGACUGCUGUGAGCAGGCCUAUAAGAUACUGUGCAGGAAUGGAAUCUUGUUUGUGAACCUCUUUGCUCUCAUGAGAGCUGCUGGCCUUCCUGAGCUCAGCUCCUCUAAAGACAUCCAGUACUUGAAGGACUCACUGGCUUUAGGGAAGUCUGAGGAAGAGGCACUGAAGAAUUUCAAAGUCAAAUUCAAUGAAGCUUUGAGAGAGAGUUGGAAGACCAAGGUCAACUGGAUGAUGCACAGUUUUGCUAAAGACAACAGGUGAUGGGACAGAUGGAAGACCCAUUUAGAGCCAUAGAGGGUGAAAAUUGCACUGCAAUUUGUCUAAGCCUGCAUGUACUUCUUAAGAAUAGUCUCAGGCAAAUUGACAUGAAUUCCCUCAAAUCUUCUGCAAAUGCUUAUCAGCAUACCAUAUUCAUUUGAGUCAGAAUCUGUGAAAGCUGCAUCUCUUUUUCUCUGGAUACCUUAACUCUGAUAAACAUUUUGACAGUAAUUCAUCUCAAUGUAGUGCCCACUCCAUUGUAAAAGGUUAGGUUUCCACUUAUACUACAUAAUAUUUGUGGAUCGAUAUUCUACAGAUAAGUAGUGGGCCAUUAUCGUCCAAACAGUCACUGGUUAUGUUUUGGUUUGGUUCUCAACAAAGCCAUUAUGUGAUGAAAGGGCAAUGAAGAUCUGUUUUUCACUCUGCAGUGACAUCUAGUGGUAUUUCUGAGUCAGUGCCGUUUAGGCAGACAUGCAACAGCCCCCUCACACACAAACAUGCACUGUGUCUGAGUGCCUACCUUAUUUAUUUUUGUAUUUAUUAAGACCUGGAUUAUGAAAUAAUUAACUUAACUGUUUGAUAAACUGUACAUUAGAAGCUAUACACCAAAAUCAUCAACCAACCAAACACACACACACACACAGCAUAUACAACACAUGAAGGACAAGUGGGAAAUCAUGUGGAUUUGGUUGACUUAAGUGCGACUAUUCUUUUAAGACCCACUUUAAUUUACUGAAUGUUUACAGUUUCCAUGAGUAAAUCCAUGGAUUGGCCUAUGUAUAUUUCUUGGAAGGACCCUAAGACCUUAAUAAGCCAUGAGAACUGAUCAGACCUGAUCAAUGGACAUAGUUGACUGCAACUAAAUUGUGAAAUGCAUUUAAAAGGUUGCUUAUUCAACCUGUGUAUUCCAGCCAUUAAUUAGCUUAUGAAAUACGCUCACAGAAAAGACUAGUAUGCUUAUUUAACUUCACAGAUGGAACAAAAAACAUACUAGCUAUAUUUGUGGGUUAAAGAUAUAGAGGUAUAAGGAAUAUGUAGGUGACACGUAAAGUGUUCCUUUUUAUGGUUUACAUUUAUGAUGUUUUUUCUAUUAGUUUAUUUUGUUUAUAGGUGUUUUAAAUAUUUUGGUUGUCUGUGUUCAUGUUUGGUCAAAUGGUACAUUUUGUAUUUGUGUAAUUUCUGCUUGGCAGAGGCACAUUUGGAAAAAGAUAUGAACUAUAAGUGCUAUAUAUUUAGCUUUUUGAAAAUAUUUUUUUAAUGUUUUAUUGCUGAUAAAGUCUUAAGUGUUUGAACCUUGCCUUGAGAGAUAACACAUUGUGUGUAUGAUGAGUAAAAGGCUUAUUUUUCAGUGAUUUUGUUCAAAUGUUCAGUAGGUCAAUGCCCAUUCUUGAGCUUUUCUGUAGUGAACUGUUUUGCAGAGAACUGUUUUGCUACAGUUCAAAAUACUUUUCCUUCAACUUGCCGUCAUAAGAUUGACAUAACCCUGUCAUAAACCGUAUCAUGGCUAAUGGUUUAUUUUGUGGUCUAAUCAGUAAUUAUAAAGUCAACCUUUAAAAUGACUGAUGCUAUGGCAGCUUAUAAACAAUAUGACAGGCUGUUAUAGCAUCCAACAUUUUGUCUUGACAAUUACUGAUGAUUGUAAUAUGAAUACCUGGACAUCACUGAAAAUCAGCUGUCAUGAUAGCUAAUGGCAUGACAUGGCAUCUGCCAUUACCUGUUCAUGACAAGAUUAUGUCACUUUUAUGACAUAGGGUUCAUGUUAAUGUUAUGACUACUGAAUGGGUUACUUCAUCUUAGAUCAUUGCAAUUGAUCUACCCCUUGAAAAAUGGCAGGGCAAGUUAGAGAGCUAGAAAUUACUGAUUAAAAUAGAUUUAUACUGGAGCUUUCAGUCUGUUUUAGCACUGUAUGUUCCAUUGAUGCACUUGUAAGCUACUGUAUGUGCCUAAGCAUUUUAUUUAUGAUUUGCUCUUUUGAACUCAUCAGUGUACAAACCCAUCAUAGAGCCAAAUUACACUCUGACAUAAGCAUAUUAUAAGGGCAUGUAGUGAAAAAUGAUGUCUGACAAUGUCUGACAUUCCACUAUAGGAAUUAAGUUAUUUCUAAUCGUUACAAAUGAAGGUAUUUGAAACAUAAAUCAAGUUAAAUGAAUUGAUUUGUGUUUCCUGUUCUAUGAAAGGCUGGAUGACUAUGGGUCUGUACCUCUGUUUCUCUUGAUCAUUUCUUCUGUUGCACUCUUAUCAGCCCUUCCCAUUAUAUCACUGAUGACAGAAAGGGUCUUAACAACCAAAACAGUCAUUCCAAAAGUGUGAAUCAGCUUAAUAUGAAAUUGGUAGGAGCACAUCCUACUCGUUAGAGCUCAUAAUAAUAGAUUUUUCCUCCAUAUUUAUUUUUGCUCAGCCUACCUUUAGCAUCUUAUUUGGAUGAGCAAAAUAUGAUGUUAGGGGUAGAUAGAGCUGAGCCACUAUUCACUUUGAUAUCUAAUAUCUCAAAACUGUUGUGGGUGUGGGUUGUACAGUGUAAUUGGAAAGGCUUUUGUACUCCAGCCACUGAUGGUAUGAAGAAUCAUUUUGCGAUGGUCAGUUAAUUCUUAUCAUAGUGAUAUAUGGGGGUGGGGGCUUACAGGCGUGAACAUUCACUGUUAUCAUUUGAAGAAGAGCACAUUGAUUGUGCAUCUGUACUGAUACUUUACGGAAAUGUGUUAAAUAAAACUGCUGUAAAAUGCCUACAAAAAA
This is a messenger RNA of Clupea harengus (Atlantic herring), 6649 nucleotides long. It is a transcript of the gene pik3cd, whose product is annotated as phosphatidylinositol-4,5-bisphosphate 3-kinase, catalytic subunit delta. Gene Ontology annotation, molecular function: 1-phosphatidylinositol-3-kinase activity; 1-phosphatidylinositol-4-phosphate 3-kinase activity. NCBI's taxonomy places the organism in Eukaryota, Metazoa, Chordata, Actinopteri, Clupeiformes, Clupeidae. Gene Ontology annotation, cellular component: plasma membrane; cytoplasm; phosphatidylinositol 3-kinase complex. Gene Ontology annotation, biological process: phosphatidylinositol 3-kinase/protein kinase B signal transduction; phosphatidylinositol-3-phosphate biosynthetic process; cell migration. The record is from RefSeq and is a predicted model, not a curated record.